This is a messenger RNA of Funneliformis caledonium, 174 nucleotides long. The record is from the annotation of a GenBank genome assembly. NCBI's taxonomy places the organism in Eukaryota, Fungi, Glomeromycota, Glomeromycetes, Glomerales, Glomeraceae.
AUGUACUACCUAUUGACUCACAAAUUUCUGAUUAUUAUGUUGCUACCGUUAAAUAUAGAUACAAAGAAAUGGACACAAUUUAGAGACAAAUUAGAUUAUGUCAUAAACAGUUGUACUCUUAGAAAUGUUUCUGCCUCUACAACUUGGUCUCAAUCCACUUUGAACAAAUAUUAG